Acanthaster planci (crown-of-thorns starfish) is the source of this 5440-nucleotide messenger RNA. It is a transcript of the gene clspn, whose product is annotated as claspin. The record is from RefSeq and is a predicted model, not a curated record. Gene Ontology annotation, biological process: activation of protein kinase activity; mitotic DNA replication checkpoint signaling; mitotic G2 DNA damage checkpoint signaling. NCBI's taxonomy places the organism in Eukaryota, Metazoa, Echinodermata, Asteroidea, Valvatida, Acanthasteridae. Gene Ontology annotation, molecular function: anaphase-promoting complex binding.
AAGUCCAAGAAGACAAAAUUUUGUUGAUUUGUGCUGCAGGCAUUAUGCAUGACCGUAGUUACUGACGUUCGCGUUACUGCAGUAGUCACUGUACGACUUGGGAGUCUGUGCUUGUUUGGUUUAACGUUUUCACCUUUCCGAAAUUCAUUUUUUCAAGAAGAAGAAGCUGGCAGAUCAUGUUGGGAGUGGAAAAUUCUGAGGUUCAGCCUCUGCAAGUGCAGCCUUUACUGCUGGACAGUGAUCUGUUUGAUGCAGAAGAUAGCGAUUCCGAUGCUGACUACGCAAGGAGGUCUCCCACACCGCCCCUUCAGGGAGUUGCUUCACCACAGUCUGAUAGACGUACCUCCCCGAUCCACGAGGACAGCCCUCGCCAUCAAGAUGAUGAAGACAGAGCAUCGUCUCAUUCCGACGACGAAGAAAAUGAACCUGACAUCCACCGGCAGAAAUCACCUAUCAGCAAAAGUAAAAGAGCAAAGUCUUCCAUAGCUCAGUCAAGAAAUCGCAGGGUUCCAAAGACUGACAUCAAAAAAAUCCACAGUGAGAGCCAACGCCUAAUCAGAGAGUCUGAUUUGAGUCUUCCCUACCAUAAGCCUAAGCCGCUGUCCCUGAAUGACUUUUUCAGCAAGAAGCCUUCAAACUCUGGCAUGCUGUCAGUGAAACCACUCAAAGGCCUUUCCAAAUGUCGGCAGAUGGCCUCUCUUGUACAAAAGCAAAACAGUGCAGUGCCCGUCGUACUGAAUGAAAGUACAGCUCGUUCACAGGUCUCAUCAAAAACCAGUGCUCAGUCAAAUCUGCAUGGCCCACUCUCACAAAGUACAUGUACCAAUAUUAUUAUUGAUGCGGGGAACUUUCCUGAUGGAGGAAAGGAGAUCUCUCCUCUUGAGAAGAAGGUCCUAUCUGAUGUAAAUACUUCAAUUGAAGAGUUAGGGGAAGAUUGUCAUGUGGAAGAGGAAAGUAAAGUUCAUUCACCAGUUAAGGAUUUAUCUGACAGGAAUAAAAAGACAGACACUGUCAUGGGUGAAACUAUGAUUGCGGAAAUCGACACUGAAGUAAAGGAUACACUGAAGCCACAAGAUAGAAACCUUUCUGAUAUGGAUGCUCAAAGUUUCACUUGCAUAUCGCCAAAAACAAUCGGACCUUUUGAAGAUGAAAUGAAGGGAGAUGGCAUUUUAAGACAAGAAGAUGAAAAUAAGGGAAGGAUGCAGUCUUCUGUCAACCUUGAUGAGGAAGAAAACCACUUGCAUUUUCACGAUGCAACCAUCCCGGUAGCAACUUCUGCAGUGCAAGAGGACGAUGCUAACAUCAGCAUCACACCUUCAUCGACUGCAGACAGGGAGCCUGCCUCAUCCCAAACCCCCAUCUUCACCCAGUCCCACAGACAGAAGCUCCUGGAGGCCAGCCUCUCCAAAGUCAAGACCUUGACGCCAAGACUCAGCGGGGAGGAAGAGUCGGUGAUUGAUCUGGAUGAUGCCGACAGUGACUCUGAGGCUGGCUUUGCGACACCGUGCAACCCAGGUCUGAAUCGCCUGAUGGAGAGGUUUGUCAGACACACAGCAAGGAGUACACCCAGGCCACAAAAGGAGGUUAAACUCAGUGUUGUAAGCAAGGAGACGGGAGGAGACGGCCAAGAGAAUCUCAAACUGGAGACAGUGGCUGUGACCAUUGAAGGAGAGGAUCAUGAAGACCCUAGCUUGAACGUGCCAGGAGCCAAACUGCUGAAGCUGAAGGAAGCUCUUCAGGAGAAGAUGCGAGCGAGGCGAGAAGUGGAACGCCAACGGCGGAAGGAGGCCUAUCGUCUUGACAACGAGGAUUACAACGAGGAGGAAGGUGAGAUGACCGACAAGAGUGACACGGAUGAUGAUAGUGAUGGCGGCCUCCGAGAUGACCAGAGUGACGUUGACCUCCGAGAUGACCGGAGUGACUGUGACCUCCGAGAUACCAGGAAGGAAAAGAAGAUCAAAAAAAGUCAGUUUAUAAACCAUGAAGCAGAUGUGGACGACGAUGAUGAGGAUUACGAACCAGGAGAAGACGGUGACGAAUACGACAAUGAUAGUGACACAGACAGCAGCAGACGUGACAGUGACGCCAGUGACGCCGAAGACAGGGAAAUGCGACACGAUGAUGCGGAAAACCUUCGAGUCUAUUCUGCUGAAACUGAUGACGAAGAUACAAGCGAUGACCAAGAAGAAGACAAAAUUAAAAGGGCAUCAACCAGCAAGGCGAAGAAGAAAACAAUGAUUCUCGAUGAUGAUGACGAUGAUGAUGGUGAUGGUAGAGAUGAUGUUGCUAGGAUGGAGGAGACGUCAAGUGGUCCGACCUUGGAGCUGCAUCUUGAUGCUGACGAUGAAGAAGAGCAAGAAGAGAAGACGGACCAAGACCGUGAUGAUUCCCUGAUGCAAAUUCCAGCCAAACAUUUAGGACUCACCCUGGGGUCAGAAGUAAACAGCCCAGGUAGCUCCAAAUACCCAAACUCCAACACUACCUCCCCAAGAGUUCCACCGCUAACAGAGUCCGGCAACAGUCAAGAGAGCACUACAGACAGCUACGACAUCGACAAGCUGGGUGAGGCCAUCAUGCAGCAGGCUGGGUCACCCAGGAAGGCUCAUCUGACCCUUGAGGAGAAGACGAGGGACCUUUUUGAGUCCACCAGCAACACUGAAGGAGGAACCACCGGGAGUAACGAGACUGACAAGGCUAGCGAAUCCUUCACUGGACGGACAAGUUUCAGCUGGAGUGCUAUCAAGAAACCCCAAGGGGCAACACAAGAAGACUCAAAUCGUGAAUUACCCAAGCAGGUGGAUACCAGCUCCAAUAGCCUGGACACCAGCUUUGAGCUGAUCGGGUCUGUCAUCCCCGCCCACCAACCGGGAGGUGGAUUGAGAAGAAACAGCCGCAAGGCAUCUGAAGAAGCCCAGGAGGCCUUCAAGCCAUUCUCAAAACACCGGUCUUUGCUCCAGAAUGCAUCGAAAAGUUCUUUCAGAUUGUCCGAGCUGACUCUUCCCAUCGAGGACUCCCAGGAUCUCUUCCGGGUGGACACCCCCUCCCUAACCGUUGCCAUGGAAACCCAGCCGGGGGCCGAAACGCAAAGCUUCCGGUUCUCCUACGAGGAGGACGAAACCCAGACACAGUUCCUUGAUGAGAAUGGGUUUUUGAAGCUGCGCUCUGCCAGUAAGCCAAAGCCCUCCACCAAGAGGCUAUUUGAAGUUGAGAACGGAAGUCAGGAGGAUCUGGAUGAAUUGCUUGGCCUGUGCUCAGGGAAAUUCACUGGUGCCCCCGAGAGUUCCAGUAAGAUCAGGAAGGGUCUCUUCUCUCAGCUGAGUAGUCAGCGAGUUGAGGCUACCCAGGGUAACAUGGACGAGUUACUGGGUCUCUGCUCAGGCACAUUUGCAAGUCAAAGAGAUACCCAGGCAAAGACAACGCAGCCCAUCCAGAAUGGUGCAGACACCCACAGCGAAUCGUCCUUCCACAUUGUGUCUGACAAUGAGGGUAACCAUGGUAACCAAGACAGCCAGCCAGCCCUUAGUGAUGGUGAAGACAGCAGACCCAAGAAGAGAAAGAGGAUCCGGGUGAUGGAAGAUGAGGAUAGCGGUGAGGACGAUGAUGGAGGAGAUGAUGCAGAGGAGACGGCAGAAGACGAGGAUGGAGACGAAGUUUUCGACUCAGAAGAUGAGUUGAGCUUCCUGCUUCAGCAGGAGGGACGGCAAGAAAAGAAGACUUUCCCUGGAAAAUCACAAAAAGGGCAUGCUCUCAGCAAAAUUUCUAAAGACUUCUUUGAGGAGGAGGCAGAGCUGUCGGGGAGCGAGUUUGGGUCCGAUGAAGACUACGAUGCGGAAGACAUGCCCGAUGAACUGGAGCAAAAUGAAGCAGACAAGGAGAACAUCGGAACGGAAGAGGAACUCAGGGAGCAGGUCAACAAAGUCCACAUGAAGACAAUGGACGAUGACGACGCCAGACGACUGCGUCUGUACAAGGAGAUUUACCUUCCAGACGGUGACCUGUACUCGGAUGGCAAAGGUCGAACAAGGCAGUUCCGAUGGAGACAUGUCGGUGAUGACUUUCAGUUGGACCUGUUUCCUGGCAACUCAGACGACGAAGGAGACGAGGCAAAAGACGAAGACACGCAGUGGCGGUUGGAACGUUUCCAGAGAGAACAAUGGCUGAAUGAGCAAAAGGAAAAGCAAACAGCAAAGGACACUGUUGAUGACGAAAACGACAUAGCAGAAGAGAACAGCCAAUUUGACCUCCUUAUGAAGACCGCCAUCAACAAAAAGAAAAAAGACCAGAUGCCCAUGAACAGUGACGCCGGCAAAACUGUUCAGAAGGAUAACGAGAAGCGAUUCAACUCACCCAAGCCAGUCAAAUUCCGUCACGGCUCGUUCCUGAGGCGCAGCAAGGAAGACCGGGCUAAGAUAGCGUCCAUGGUGAAACUUACUACGGGUAAUCCCACCUCCUCCAGGGGUUCUCGCAAUGUCCUCUAUCAGUCCAUCACACCCACCGCUGAUGAAGAUGAAGACAAGAACCCACAGUUGCGACGUUCAGUCAGUGACACUCCAACACUUCGAGCACCCAAGGCCAAGCGACCCAGGCUAGACAGGAGUCAAAGCCUAGCCCAGCCAAGUAGCAUCUUUAAUCACAUGUGAUCAACGUGGCUUUGGAUUCGACGAGAUUGGUCCCUUCCUAUCGGUUAGGAGCCAAAAGUAGAAAGUCCAGUGUGCUGACCACAGUGCCUCAGCAGCAUCCAUUAUUGUCGUGUUCCAUGAAUACUACCAAUACUACCACUGAGCAAGUGCAAAAUGUAUAAAAGCGGUGCCAGUCUGUCAGACAAGUCUCACACUGACCAACAAAUUAUAACUUUUAAAGGAAGUUUUGUACAAUACAUUAACCUGUGAAAGAAUUGAUCAAAGUCAAAGUGUGGUACUCAGAUAUCAACUGAGGGCACAUUUAUUUUUGCAUGAUCAAGAUUUCUCUUUAUUUAAAUUCAUGUACUUGGGAGUUUCAGAGGUGACAGUUGGCUCAAGUCCCUAAAAUUGCACUUGAAAAAUCUAAAGUGAGGAAAAGUACCUAGAAGAUUGUAGCCACAAAAAACCUAGUUAUUGCAUUUCACACAUAGAUUUGUGAUUUUUCAGUGGGUUCUGUAUUCCUCAUAAAAAUGUAUACACCUUAAUUCAUUUUAACAUGCCUUUUAAUGUAAUGAAAUGGUGCUUCUUUGUGCUGUUUGUGGGGGGUUAUAGGUUUAAAUGUAGAAAAAGUAUCUAAAUAUUUACAUGCACCUUCAUUUCCAAUCCCUUUGUAAAGAAGACAUAUUCCAAGUUUUGUAAAAUUUUUGAGACUUUUUCUGUUUCUUGUUACUAAAAUUGUUUAGUCAAAAAUUUCAGAAAGUUUAAUUUGUUUAUAUAUGCAAUAUAGUCUUAUAGACUAAGGGUGGUUUUCAUGACAAUAA